UCAAAACCAAGUCGUCAUCUUUUUUUCUUGUUUGUUUUUCCAUGGUUGUAAUUACACAUCUCUCUUCUAUUAUCUCUUUCUAAUUUUCCUCGAAUUUGUGUAUACGCAAAACCUGUUUUACAGAGCAUUUAUUACGAAAAGUGUUUCGCUUUUUUUUGUUUGUUUGUGUCUUUUGCGGAUGACUCGUCGGUGUUCGCAUUGUAGCAACAAUGGGCACAAUUCUCGCACGUGUCCUACGCGUGGGGGUGGCACGUGCGGUGGAAACGGAGGUGGUGCAGGAGGAGGAUCUUCCUCCUCCGCCGUGAAGCUGUUCGGCGUGCGGUUAACGGAUGGUUCGAUUAUAAAGAAGAGUGCGAGUAUGGGCAACCUCUCGGCAUUGGCCGUCGCAGCAGCGGCUGCGCACCACCGUUUAUCUCCGUCGUCUCCUCUAGCGACGCCGAAUCAUCACAACGAUUCGCCGUUAUCGGAUCACGCUCGGUACUCUAACCAACAUAACGAAGGGUAUUUAUCCGAUGAUCUAGCUCAUGGUUCUGGCUCCAUUCACCGUCGAGGGGAGAGGAAGAGAGGUGUUCCUUGGACCGAGGAGGAACACAGGCUAUUCUUAGUCGGUCUUCAGAAACUCGGGAAAGGAGAUUGGCGCGGGAUUUCAAGAAAUUAUGUAACUUCAAGAACUCCCACGCAAGUGGCAAGUCAUGCUCAAAAGUAUUUCAUUCGCCAUACUUGUUCUAGCCGCAGGAAAAGACGUUCUAGCCUCUUCGACAUGGUUACAGAUGAAAUGGUAACCGAGUCAUCGCCAACACAGGAAGACCAAACCAUAAACCAGUCCCCUCCAAGCAAGGAACCGGAAAACAAAACCCACCUUCCUUCACUAGAGCUUUCACUUAACAAUACUACAGAACCUGAAGCGGUCAUAGCCACGGCGACACCACAGGAGAAACCAGAAGAAGCCGUAGAACCAUCAAUGCUAGUCCAGGGAGGCUUUUUUCCUCCUUGUUUUCCAGUCACUUACACGUUCUGGCUCCCUGCGACUUCCACUUCACUUCACGCAACAGAACAUUCUUUAGAAGCUGAGGCUUCUUCUCAGAAACAUCAGGUCCUAAAACCAAAACCUGAAUUUGCUAAAGAACGUGUAAACAUGGACGAGCUGGUCGGCAUGUCUCAGCUUCGCAUAGGAAUGGCGACAAGACAUGAAACCGAAGCUUCUCCUUCUCCAUCUCCACUAUCUCUGAAUCUAAUAGGGGAGCCCUCAAGGCCAUCGGCGUUUCACACUAAUGGCUCGGUUAAUGGUUCAGAUUUGAGUAAAGGCAACAGCGCAAUUCAGGCAAUCUGAAAAAAUCUUGUUGGUGGUUCAAGAAUGAAGAAGGAAGGCCCUGACCAGAUUAAACCAGAGCAUGUUCCUGGUUUUAGACGAAACAAACCAAGGCAUAAACCAUUAGAGACAGUGGCAGACUCACGAGAUGAAGGGAUUAUACCGGUUGAAUUUGGAAAACUGUAAUUGUUUCACUAGUAGUUUGUGGCUGAUUUGGUCAAAAAUUUUUACUAUUGACUCUCCUAAAAACGUUUAGCCCUUAUCAUUGACAACAUUAAUUCAAUUUUCUAUUUAAAAUGAUAUUAUUUGUGAAA
Messenger RNA from Eutrema salsugineum, 1623 nucleotides. Its product is annotated as transcription factor MYBS3. Gene Ontology annotation, molecular function: DNA binding. Gene Ontology annotation, biological process: response to auxin; response to ethylene; response to gibberellin. The coding region runs from base 179 to 1330 and encodes 383 amino acids. The transcript is spliced from 3 exons. The record is from RefSeq and is a predicted model, not a curated record. NCBI's taxonomy places the organism in Eukaryota, Viridiplantae, Streptophyta, Magnoliopsida, Brassicales, Brassicaceae.